Balearica regulorum gibbericeps (East African grey crowned-crane) is the source of this 203-nucleotide messenger RNA. The record is from RefSeq and is a predicted model, not a curated record. NCBI's taxonomy places the organism in Eukaryota, Metazoa, Chordata, Aves, Gruiformes, Gruidae.
AUCCUGCCCUGGUUCGCUGGGCCUAUGCCAGGACGCAGAACGUCUACCCUACUUUCCGCCCGACACCUAAGACGUCUUUUCUAGGAGCUCUUUUUGCAAUAGGUCCUAUCCUCUUCUGGAUUGCUGUCUUCAAAACUGACAGGGACCGUAAAGAGAAGCUUAUCCAAGAAGGUAAAUACAAGCGACCGUUCAGUGUAUUUUAA